AUGUCAGACAAGAAGCAAGAAGAACAGCCUCAGCAACAGCACAUCCAGACUGAACCCCAGGAUGACGAACAAGAAGAGAAGAAGGGCUCUGGAGGUCUUUUGAGUACAAUCGGAGAUCCCAUCGGAAACGUCUUAGGCACAGCUCUCCGUCCCAUUGGCGCACCCCUAGAAAAAGGCGUAACAGGCCCACUCGGCAACGCCCUGGGCGGCACCACACGACCCGCUCUCGGUCCGUUGCUAGGCCACGAAGAAGAAAGAUCUGAAUUGCUAGGCGGCAAGAACAAGGAUAGCUAUGAGAGUACACCAGAAAAGAUUGCAGGAAAGGAGCAGACAGGGCAGAACCCUCUGGGCUUGGACCAAACAGGACGAUGGGGAUUUGAGGACGAGAAGAAAUAG
Messenger RNA from Alternaria burnsii, 396 nucleotides. RefSeq lists its product as uncharacterized. The transcript is spliced from 2 exons. Lineage: Eukaryota; Fungi; Ascomycota; Dothideomycetes; Pleosporales; Pleosporaceae. Bases 1 to 396 code for a protein of 131 amino acids. The record is from RefSeq and is a predicted model, not a curated record.